UUGGACAGUUUUAAAUCAACAUUUUCUGUUACAAAUUUUUACUUAUCUUUUUCGUUUGAAAUUGGCUUUUGUUGUGGACUACAAUAAAUAUGGCUCAAAAUAUUGAUCCUUAUUACAGUCAACAGUCAGAUAAUAGUAAACAAAAUAACGAGGGUCGAAAUGUAGCCAGCGAAAGCCAUGCAGUUACUAAGAGGUUACAUAAAGAAUUAAUGACACUUAUGAUUUCGACAGAUAAAUCGGUAUCAGCUUUUCCAGAAGGGGAGAACUUGUUCAGAUGGAUUGGUACAAUAACAGGCCCCAGUGACACAGUUUACGAGUCACAGAAAUAUAAAUUGUCGCUACAGUUCCCACAUUCUUACCCUUAUACAGCUCCUACAGUAAAGUUCAUUACCCCUUGUUUUCAUCCUAACAUAGAUUCCAGCGGUAACAUUUGUUUAGAUAUUCUUAAAGAGAAGUGGUCUGCUUUAUAUGAUGUUCGUACAAUUUUACUGUCUAUCCAGUCAUUACUGGGAGAACCUAACAUAGAUAGUCCCCUAAAUGCUUUAGCAGCAGAACUAUGGACCAGACAAGCAGAAUACAAACGGCAUGUAUUAGAAACAUAUAAUCAAUUAUAGUGUUUUGAAUUUUGUUAGGUAUAUAAAUUACGUGCACUUGACAGUAAUGAAAAAUUUAAACAGUUGAUGGAAUGUGCAAGAAACUUUAUUUUGUUCCUUUUUUUACGUUUAUAAGAUGUGUACUUUGAUAUCAGUUUAAAUAAAGACUUUACAUGUUU
Agrilus planipennis (emerald ash borer) is the source of this 772-nucleotide messenger RNA. RefSeq names its product ubiquitin-conjugating enzyme E2 C (gene vih). NCBI's taxonomy places the organism in Eukaryota, Metazoa, Arthropoda, Insecta, Coleoptera, Buprestidae. Bases 90 to 614 code for a protein of 174 amino acids. The record is from RefSeq and is a predicted model, not a curated record. The transcript has 2 exons.